This is a messenger RNA of Fonsecaea nubica, 726 nucleotides long. RefSeq lists its product as hypothetical. The record is from RefSeq and is a predicted model, not a curated record. The coding region runs from base 1 to 726 and encodes 241 amino acids. The transcript has a single exon. NCBI's taxonomy places the organism in Eukaryota, Fungi, Ascomycota, Eurotiomycetes, Chaetothyriales, Herpotrichiellaceae.
AUGAAUCUGGCAACAGGAACGCGGACGCUGUGGCGAGCACCGCGACUAUUUGUUCAGCUGCGGACUGUCUCGACGUUGUCCAAUAACCCUCAUAUAGUAAGGUCUACGUAUCCCCAUACAGCUCACCCGCUACAGAAACUAACUCGAGUUAUUGCGCAGUAUGUUUUUAAAGAUCCUCAAAACCCUAUCGCCCAUAUCCUGUCUCUCCUCCCCACAGACCCUCCGACUCGGUCACUAGCCAUUGGCACUACCUCCCAACUCCCACCUACGCCGCGAUCGUUCACCGAGAACCCCAAGUUCCUCCCUAUUCUGCACUCAGUGAUUAGCGAGAAUGCCGCUUCCGACCCGGAGGUCCAGUCCCAAGCUGCGGUGAUGAUAUCUUCAUCUGGAUCCUCAUUCUUACACACGGCUCGCCGCCAACAGACGGGCUCUUCAGGUGCCAGCGACCAGGGCGGCCAUGGCAGCGCAGGUCGGGGAGGCUGGUUGCACGUCUCCGACCAGCGGCGCAUCCCGGAUUUUGGACGCAUCGCAGAGCCAGAAGAUAUCUUUGGCAGUGUGGAGGUCGAUGGUCACGGAAAAUUCGUUGAUGGUCAUGGGGGGUAUCAGCCCAGUGGAACGUAUCGGAUAUGCACGAAUGAUGGGAUUCUGGGCCUGACGGAUUUCAUGAGGCAGAAGUUGGUCGAGAGGCUGAAGGUGCAAGAGGCGGCGGAGAAGAACAAGCAGUGA